GAGGGAGAGCGCGGAGCUAUGGCGGGACCGGGGUGGUCCGGCAGCAGGAUGGACAGACAGCAGGAGCGCGACGUGUGCGAGCUGGUCCGGAGGCUGACCGGCCUCCAGGACCAGGCGGACCCCAACUUCCAUCUGGCCUUGAACUUCGCCUGGUCCAACUUCAGAUUUCAUCGUUUCUUGGAUGUCAACAGUCACAAAAUAGAAAAAACAAUAGAUGGAAUUUAUGAAAAAUUCACCAUUCAUUCUGACCUCAGCAAAGCAGCUAGCUGGAAGAGAUUAACUCAGGAAUUUCUAAAUGCAUCACUUCCCAGCACAGAGGGAAAAAAGACAGAUGCACAUUACUCCAUACUGUCACUCCUCCUGUGUCUGUCCGAUUCACCUUCAAACAGCAAUUACGUGGAAACUCCCAGAGAUAAAGAAGUGGAAAAGAAAGAUGAUUUUGACUGGGGAAAAUACUUGAUGGAAGGCGAAGAAAUUGACCUUGGUCCAAAUGUGGACACACCAAAUUGGUCAGAAGAUAGUGACGAUGAAGAUGCACAACAGCCCUUAAGCCGAGAAGACUCUGGGAUACAAGUAGACAGGACCCCAUUAGAAGAACAGGAUCACAACAGAAGGGGGCCUCAGGUUGACUGGAAAGUAGAUGAGCCAGGUAGCCGAAGCUGGCUGGAACAGCAUGUGGUCCGGCAGUACUGGACAACCAGACGCUCCCGGGUUUUGCACAGCUUACAUUUACACUCCAAUUUAGCUGCUGUCUGGGACCAACACCUGUAUAGCAGUGAUCCACUGUAUAUUCCAGAUGACAAGGUGGUUGUUACUGAGACACAAGUUAUUCGGGAAACCCUAUGGUUGCUUUCAGGAGUGAAAAAGCUAUUUAUAUUUCAAUUGAUAGACGGGAAGGUAACUGUGAGAAACAAUAUUGUUGUAACUCAUUUGACACAUAACUGUUUGCGAUCUGUGCUGGAACAAAUUGCAGUGUACGGCCAGGUCGUGUUUCGACUGCAGGAGUUCAUUGAUGAGGUCAUGGGGCACAACUCUGAAAGCCUGUCACCAGGAAACAGUUCUAGGAAGUCGCCUGAAGCUCCUUUUAGAACUUACCAGGCUUUCAUGUGGGCCCUUUACAAAUAUUUCAUUAGCUUCAAAGAAGAACUUACAGAAAUUGAGAAGUGCAUCAUCAAUAAUGAUUCCACAAUAACACUUGCAAUAGUGGUGGACAAGUUGGCACCUCGAUUGGCUCAACUAAAGGUUCUGCACAAAGUGUUUAGUACUGGAGUGGCAGAAGUUCCCCCGGAUACUCGGAAUGUCGUCCGGGCAUCUCACCUGCUUAACACCCUGUACAAGGCCAUCCUUGAAUAUGAUAAUGUUGGAGAAGCCUCUGAACAAACUGUUUCCCUCCUGUUCUCUCUCUGGGUGGAAACAGUGCGUCCCUACCUGCAGACCGUAGAUGAAUGGAUCGUUCAUGGGCACCUAUGGGAUGGCGCCAGGGAGUUCAUCAUACAGAGGAACAAAAAUGUUCCAGUAAAUCACAGAGACUUCUGGUAUGCAACUUACACAUUGUAUAGCGUAUCAGAAAAGACAGAAAAUGAAGAAAAAAUGAGUGACAAUGCCAGCGCCAGCUCUGGCAGUGACCAGGGUCCAUCCAGUCGGCAGCACACCAUGGUGUCCUUCCUCAAGCCUGUGCUGAAGCAGAUCAUUAUGGCUGGCAAGUCUAUGCAGCUGCUGAAGAACCUGCGCUGUGCGGAGAGCUCGGCCUGUCAGGCGGCAGCCAGAGAUGCAGAAAGAAAAAGCUUAUAUACCCUCUUUCUGGAAUCCAUACAGUUGCGUCUUCAGCAUGGAGAAGAUUCCACUCCACAGGUCCUCACUGAGCAGCAGGCAACAAAGGAGAACCUAAUUAAGAUGCAGUCCAUUGCAGAAAGGCAUCUGGAGCUAGAUGACAUUCAUGACCCACUGCUGGCCAUCAACUUUGCAAGGUUGUAUUUGGAGCAGAGCGACUUUCAUGAGAAGUUUGCUGGUGGUGAUGUAUGCGUGGAUAGAUCCUCAGAAUCUGUGACAUGCCAGACUUUUGAAUUAACACUGAGGUCUUGCCUCUAUCCUCAUAUUGAUAAGCAGUAUCUACAUUGCUGUGGAAAUCUCAUGCAGACCUUAAAAAAAGAUUACAGGUUGGUGGAAUACUUGCAGGCCAUGAGGAACUUUUUCUUGAUGGAAGGUGGAGAUACCAUGUAUGACUUCUACACAUCAAUUUUUGAUAAAAUAAGAGAAAAGGAAACCUGGCAGAAUGUGUCAUUUCUGAAUGUCCAGCUCCAAGAAGCAGUAGGACAGCGCUACCCUGAAGACAGUUCACGUUUAUCUAUAUCUUUUGAAAAUGUUGACACAACCAAGAAGAAACUACCUGUUCAUACCUUAGAUGGUCUGACCCUAAGCUACAAGGUCCCAUGGCCUGUGGACAUUGUUAUAAGUUUGGAAUGUCAAAAAAUAUAUAAUCAAGUAUUCCUUCUCCUAUUGCAAAUAAAAUGGGCAAAAUAUAGUCUGGAUGUUCUGCUGUUUGGUGAACUGGCAAAUGCUGCUGAAAGACCCCAACUAAAAGAACAAAACACACUUGCCCAAUUUGGACCACCACAAGAAUCCAUAAGACAGCAGAUCCAUCGCAUGUUCCUCCUAAGAGUGAAGCUCAUGCAUUUUGUGAACAGCUUACACAACUAUAUCAUGACCAGGAUUCUUCACAGUACAGGACUGGAGUUUCAGCAUCAAGUUGAGGAAGCAAAAGAUUUAGAUCAGUUGAUUAAAAUUCACUACAGGUAUUUGUCAACCAUCCAUGAUCGGUGCCUGCUGAGGGAAAAGGUCAGCUUUGUGAAAGAAGCCAUCAUGAAGGUGUUGAACUUGGCACUCAUGUUUGCGGAAGGUUGGCAGGCAGGCCUAGGGGCUUGGCAAGGCCAGAAGAGGGUGUUAGAUGUCCUGUAUCACUCUUUACCUGUUCCUCUGAGGCUGGGUCUCUUCAUGAACCAGGGACUCAACCAAAUGGAAUCUAUAGAGAAAAUGGAAUCUGAUUUUAAAAACUGCCACAUGUUUCUGGUUACCAUUUUAAAUAAAGCUGUCUGCAGAGGAUCUUUUCCACACUUGGAAUCUCUAGCACUGUCACUUAUGGCUGGCAUGGAACAAAGUUAAAUUUCUUUAAUAACAAGUACUUCGACUCCACCUUCAAAUGCGUACAUUUUCACCACUUGCAGCUGUAAACUGUUCUCAGUCUAGACAAAUGGAUUGUAUUAAAGAAUGUAUAGAGUUAUAUGUGUAAAGUUGUGUAUAUAAUUGCAAGGUGUAUAUAGGUAUUAUAUAUGUAGAUUGUUUACUCGAUAAGGAUUUACACUUGUAAAUGUGAAAUGUAAUUAUUUUUAGUUAAUGAUAAUAUAAAUAUUAAAAAUAAGUUAAUGCUUU
Nannospalax galili (Upper Galilee mountains blind mole rat) is the source of this 3426-nucleotide messenger RNA. It is a transcript of the gene Tubgcp5, whose product is annotated as tubulin gamma complex associated protein 5. Gene Ontology annotation, biological process: spindle assembly; microtubule nucleation; meiotic cell cycle. Bases 19 to 3159 code for a protein of 1046 amino acids. The transcript is spliced from 24 exons. Gene Ontology annotation, cellular component: gamma-tubulin complex; centrosome; spindle pole. The record is from RefSeq and is a predicted model, not a curated record. NCBI's taxonomy places the organism in Eukaryota, Metazoa, Chordata, Mammalia, Rodentia, Spalacidae. Gene Ontology annotation, molecular function: microtubule minus-end binding; gamma-tubulin binding.